ACUUAGAUCUUUUAACGGGAACACAAUAGGACAACAUAGAUUUACAGAAAAUUAUGAGCGAUUCAGCUGGUAUGAAUGAGCAUGAUUUAUUUGAAGGGGGCGAGUCGAAAUCAUCUUCUCAAGAAAGUGGCCUUUGCAGUACUAUGAUGGCUAUUGAUGAAAGCAUGGGAAGUCUAGAGGAAAUAUCUGAUAACCUUCAUCAACAUCUAAACACACAUCUCGAUCAUACAUCCUUAUUGCAGUAUGAACUAGAUACACUUCGUGCUCAACUAGUUGAGAAGAAUAGACUUAUAUCAACUCAACAAGUAACUAUCAAACAGCUUCAAAAUGCUCUAAAGGCAAAUCAAAAGGAAUUAGAAGAUCUAAAGAAAACAUCAGAAAUGGAGAUAACCUGCAAAAAUGAAACGAUCGAUUUACUGCAAACGGAUUUGAUUGAUUGCCAGCAACAAUACGCCAAUUGCAUUCAACAGAUCAUGAAUCAAAAUCGCGUUCUUUCGGAAAUACGGGACGACGAUGCAGUCCUCGUCGAGAAGAUUGCUCAUUUGGAAAAGAAGUUGCGUAAAACUGGGAAGACUACGGAAACUCAAACCGAUAUUCCCCCGAGCUGCGGCGACAAAAAUGACAGACAAACAUAUUGCUCUUUUAAAAGUUCUCCACCGCCAUUUAGUCCCCCACCGCCUUUUCACUACCACAAUCGCGCUGUAAAUGCCCAACCUUCUUUCGGGUCAUUUCACAGUGAUGCCGCAAAUGGUCAAGCUGACAGCUGCUCGCCACAAUUUACUCAUCACAAUUCUGCCCAAGGCAAAUCAACAUUGGCCCAGCAAGGACGAUACGCCGAAUCUAAAUCUGAUAGCCAGCAAUUUCCUUGGUCUCAGUUUCAGGAUCUUCUUUCUGAAGUCCGGCAAAUACAGAAGCUUUUGCAAUCGACAGGUGAACGAUCUGGUCGUGACACAGCUAAGGCUCCUCUCGGGAACGCUAACUCUAUUCGCACAGACGAUCUUACAGGAUUUUGGGAUACGAUCGCCGAAGAGCGGCAACAAAGGCUUCAGUUAGAUCAUUCUCUUAGACAAAUGGAACUGGAUGUUCUAGAAGUAAAAACACAAGUUCAAAGCUGUAAAGCUCGCUUCCAAAAUUACCAACCCUCAGCCUCCCCACAUUGGAACUGCUGUCCUCCAAAAUUCUGCUGCUCACCGACGCAUGAAAUGGUUAAGCAUUGUUCUUGCGUGGACGAAAUUCCUGUUCCUCAUUCUAAACUCCGGUCCUCGACUUCCCUGUUUACACUUGUUUAAUCUACACACAUUCUUUACUGUUUCAUCCUCUCCACCUGACCAUGUGCCAAAUCUUUAUCUAUUAAAAAUUGUGUGCUGUUAUUAAUAUUUUGAUUAGAUUAUAGCUGGUUAUAUGUGGCUGCGUCCUCUUACCCCAAGUACCAACUAUAGCAGAUAAACUGAUUAUUGGUGGUGCAACUUGGAUGCUGUCGUAAUAUAUGCGGUAAAAAUGGC
This is a messenger RNA of Daphnia magna, 1502 nucleotides long. RefSeq lists its product as uncharacterized. Lineage: Eukaryota; Metazoa; Arthropoda; Branchiopoda; Diplostraca; Daphniidae. The record is from RefSeq and is a predicted model, not a curated record. Bases 54 to 1289 code for a protein of 411 amino acids. The transcript is spliced from 7 exons.